CAUGUUCAUAAAUACCAGAUAAUACCAACAACCCAUCAAACCAAAGGCAGAUACUAAUACGCCAACAGAAAUUAAUCAGGCACAAUGUCUAUUAAUAUCAACCCAGCGGGACUAGCAGAUUCCAACAUCUGUUUAUACACUGCACCGCCUGUCGACAAUCCAAGACCUCCUGCCGUGGCGCGUGGACGAAAGUGUCGUGGCUGUACUAAUCGAGCCGGCGCAAGACCUCCUCCUUGCAACAUUACAGAUACGCACGGCUGUACUCAGUGUCUCAAGGUGGGAAUUCCAUGCCUGAUCAGUAAUUGGGCUAUGCCACCCCAUUCCGACCACACCACAACGGCCCGACCGGACACGUACCAUCGAUGGACGAGGUGUGAGGCCUGUGAGGCUUACGAAUACUGUGAUCGAAGCACCCCAUGUCUGAACUGCUUUAGCAAGAAAAUACCAUGUCUGCGUCCAAUGACGAACAGUGCCAUCAAACGUGCCUGGGACCAACCUCUGCCCGGCGAGGACAUGUACGGGUACUGGAUCAUGCAUGGGCCUCGCCACCCGGACCACCCACCCAGCGAAGCAGCUGUGUAUGAUCUGGCCACUCAUUCAGGAUGGCGAAUGGGCCAUAACUACCAUGUUGAGUACGCGUUCAAGUGCUACUCACAAAUGGGUUGGAUCUCUCAUUAUUGGUAUGGUCCCAUCAACAUCAGUCGCGGUGCGCCAGAGAUCGCCAGCCCACAAGGGCCGAUUUACGUUGGCCACCCGGAAGGCCAGCCCACACCACCGCCAUCGACUCGUACCCCCUUAGGUUUCGACCCUGGCGCAACACUGGGAUUCUUGACGAUUUUCCUGAAGAACCCCCAUGAUCCGGCCAGCACUGUGGCCGGUUCGUCAGUUGACCACGUCGCCCGACCAGUUUCAGCUGUCCCGUCUCCUACUGUAUCUGCACCCCCCAAGCCAGUGAAGCGGCGGAGCACAGUCAUGGCUCGGCGCAUGCAAGCACCGCAGGCUCGCACUGCUCCAUACCCCCGACAUUUGACUCUCGGAACUAGCUCGCUUCCAGGUACUCCGAGUGCUCAGCAGCCUCCUAUCGAAUUGACGCCAGUACCGCCUUCUACACCCUGGGAAGGGUUGCGAACCACCUCUUGCUUUAUGGGGGUGCCAGCCAUACCGCUACAACUGCCAAACACGGAAUUUGUAGACCAAUACAACGAUUCAAUGGACACAGAUGAUACUCUUGCCGAUUUGAAGCUUCUGAUGGAGUGGAAUCAACAACAGGAGCAGCACCCACUGCCGCUGCCCAUCCCGACGAGCCUCGCUGGCGUCGGCGUGACUCAUCCGCUUCAGUAUCCUAUAACCAAUGGCGUUCCAAUUGAAAACGACGGGCCUUUCUUGUUAGAUCAUCUUCUGCUCCACCGGCUGAUACCGGAGAUGACCAUGGACGACAUUCAAUCCAAGAUCAAUCAGCUGUCCAUGUAUUGGCAGCCUAACUCGGUCAGGUUUCCAGGAGGAACGUACGACUUGAGAUACUCGGCUAGCGAUGACGCUCGGUUCGAUCCGAGCCCACGCUCAGAACAGCUGGUCCCACUUCCGCAGCCCCUAGGACCCGAACCGACGAACCCGGAGGAGUUGAUAGUACAGAACGAGGCUGCGUUCCGUCCUAACGAACGACGUAUCAACAGUCGAUGGACAUAUCGCCCUGGAUACCAGUACGGGGCUAACCAUAUUGCCAAUGCACCCCACGAAGAGUGGUUUCCAUGGCUCCAGGAGGCAUUCUACGCAGUCAUGAACGACCCCAAUGAUGCCACGUUGAUCUACACCACAAGUCAGCCUGUGGAGCGGAUCGCAAGCCCAGGCCCUAUCCCUCAAAUCUAUUUAGGCAUGGAACUAGCCACGCCUAAUUUUGACGAUGAGCAGGAACGUCGCCUUUGGAACGACCACCCUGGUCUUGCUUGUGAGAUUGACGGCCACCCAGGUAGCUCUCCGCUCGCGUACAUCCCCAAGAACAGGAUAUGGGCCAACGAUGCUGUUGGGACCGUGACAGGGUCCUGUAUAACUUGCGGUAGGCCAACGAGAGGCAUUUGCGAGUCAACGGAUCACCGCCCCAACCACCGACAGUAUGUCUGCUGUGUCUGCGAUGCGCAUUCGAGAAGGAAUGCAUGGGAGCUGCUUAUGCAACUACAAGUAUUCCAAAAAGUGAGGCGAUUUGCCUGCAAAGCUUGCACCGCACAGUUUCUUCUUGACCCGGCGGCAGAGUUUACCCACCGAGGAGGUGAUUUGUAUGAUUCGCAGGGGAUGACUGACAACAACCCAAACUAUGAUCCCCGCUUGUGGACCAACCGCCACAUUCAGGGUGUGGAACCUCUGCGAUGGUUUAGUCAUGGUUCUCUGCAAGCGCCACUGCCCCAUACUGGAUGCGCGUGCGCUGACAAGUUGCUCGAUCGAAGGUUAUGUAAUGCACACCGUGCAAACGCGGUGGCGAAGUUCCUGGAAAGAAUUUAUCGAAUGGCAAUAUACGCACUGACAAAUUUUCGGUCUUUGGAACAUUGUUUUGCCUGUCAAGUAUCUCUGGCCCAAGAUCCGAACGACCCCAGCAACCUUGAUGAGGCGGGUAUGGUGUGGAUGUGUAUCUGCUGCUCUGGUUUGACGGUGGGUGUCAGGAGUGACCAAAUUUGGAAGCCUCUCGACCAGUAUCGUAUAUAUGGCGACUAAGAAUCCGCUUCCAUGGCUGCUUGCUAAUGUAGAGAAAAUCAACAGUAUUUAGAGUCGGUAUUUGAUAGCAUGCCACAGUUGGCACCGCCGAAGGGUGGAGACACGACUGGCUAUAGUAUCUCCGUGAGUCGGCCCCACAUGUCGAUAGCUCUGUUGCAGAUUGUUGAUAAACCUUAUUUAAAUGCUUAAUGCAAGUGCGAAAUGCACGUUGACCUUUUCAGUCAUCACAUGUAUCUAUGUGAGUAUGUAACGACC
Molecule: messenger RNA, 2958 nt
Organism: Truncatella angustata
Lineage: Eukaryota; Fungi; Ascomycota; Sordariomycetes; Amphisphaeriales; Sporocadaceae
Exons: 1
Coding region: 85-2703 (872 amino acids)
Source: RefSeq, a predicted model, not a curated record